AUGCUCUCUUUACUUGGUCCCUCACUCAGCACAGAGAUGGUUGAGCCUGGGUUCAGGGGAGUGCUGUUCUUGGUGGUCCUCCUGCAUUUGGUCCAUGGAGAGAGCUACACUCCUAUUCAUGAAGCCAACAGGUGUGCCUUCUACGAUGACUGUGGGAAAAACCCCGAGUUGUCCGGCAGUCUCAUCCCACUGUCCAACGUGUCUUGCUUGUCCAACACUCCAGCCGUACAAGUGAGUGGGAUCCAUUUGCAGCUCCUGAAUGAUCUCUGCCCACAGCUGUAUCAAGGACCAAACUCUACUUAUGCCUGCUGUUCCUACAAACAGCUGGUGGCUCUGGAGAGCAGCUUGAAGGUGACCAAAGCCCUCCUCACCCGCUGCCCAGCCUGUGCGGAGAACUUUGCCAGCUUUUAUUGCCAUAACACCUGUAGCCCCAACCAAAGUGUCUUCAUCAAUGUGACCCGUAUCUCUAACAUUUCAGGGACCAACUCCUCCAAGGUGUUGGCCUAUGAGGCUUUCUACACCCGCAGCUUUGCAGAGCGGGCCUACGACUCCUGCAGCAAGGUGCAAAUCCCUGCCACUGGAGGCUUGGCUGUGGGUGCCAUGUGUGGGGUAUAUGGCUCCAACCUCUGUAAUGCCCAGCGUUGGCUCAAUUACCAGGGUGACACGGGGAAUGGAUUAGCUCCCUUGGAAAUCACCUUUAAUCUCAUGGACCCUGGCCAGGUCCUAGGGAAUGGGAUGGAGCCCCUGGAUGCAGAAACAUGGGGCUGCAAUGAGACUCGGGGUAAUAGUUCCAAUGCAUGCUCUUGCCAGGACUGUGCCGCAGCCUGUCCUGUGAUUGCCCAUCCUGCCAUGCAGGAUUCCACUUUCCGCCUGGGGAGAAUGCAUGGGGGGCUGGCCAUGGCCAUCCUCCUCUCUGCUGUCUUUGUUUCAUUCUUCACUUUCCUUGUGGUUCGCUCUUGUUGGAAAACAAAGGCCAAGAAGCCCCAGCAAGGUGUACGUUGCUCUGAUAGAUUUAGUUAUUUUGCCCACGUCAUCCUGGGCAAACUUUUCCAGAGCUGGGGCACAUGGGUGGCCUCACGACCCAAGACAGUUUUGUGUGUGUCCACAGUAUUGGUAAUGGGACUGUCAAGUGGACUGGUCUUCCUAGAACUGACCACCAAUCCAGUGGAGUUAUGGUCUGCUCCCAAUAGCCAGGCCAGGCGGGAAAAGGAAUUCCAUGACCGCUAUUUUGGGCCUUUCUUCCGCACCAACCAGGUGAUCUUGACAGCUUCUAACCGAUCUAGCUAUACCUAUGAUUCCCUCCUUCUGGGAUCUAAGAACUUCAGCGGCAUCCUGAGCGAGGACUUGCUCCUUCAGCUUCUGGAGCUGCAAGAAGAACUGAGGCACAUGGAGGUCUGGUCCGAGGAAGAACAGCGCAACAUCUCUCUGAGAGAUAUCUGCUAUGCCCCUCUCAACCCCAACAAUCCCAGCCUGGGGGACUGCUGCAUCAACAGCUUACUGCAGUAUUUCCAAAGCAACCGGACCAACUUCCUGCUCACUGCCAACCAGACCCUGAUGGGGCACACCGCCCAGGUGGACUGGAGAGACCACUAUCUCUACUGUGUCAAUUCUCCUCUCACAUUCAAGGAUGGUACAACCUUGGCUCUGAGCUGCAUGGCUGAUUAUGGGGCUCCAGUCUUUCCCUUCCUUGCUGUGGGAGGUUACACAGGGCAGGAUUUUUCUGGUGCUGAGGCUCUCCUGCUGACUUUCUCCCUGAACAACUACCCUGCUGGGGAUCCCCGCUUGGCUCAAGCUCUGCUCUGGGAGAGCCGCUUUCUGGAGGUGAUGAGAGACUUCCAGAAGCGUACAGCAGGCACCUUUGAAGUCACUUUCAUGGCAGAGCGAUCUCUGGAAGAUGAGAUAAAUCGCACCACAAUGGAGGACCUGCCGGUCUUUGCCACCAGCUAUGCCAUUGUCUUCCUGUACAUUUCUCUGGCUCUGGGUAGAUACUCCAGCCGAUCUCGCAUACUGGUGGACUCCAAGAUAACCCUGGGCCUAGGCGGGGUCCUAGUAGUGCUGGGAUCUGUCCUCUCCUCAAUGGGCUUCUUCUCCUACCUGGGCAUCCCCUCUUCUAUGGUGAUCAUCCAAGUCGUUCCCUUCCUUGUGCUUGCUGUUGGAGCUGACAACAUCUUCAUCUUUGUUCUAGAGUAUCAGAGGUUGCCACGGCUCUCAGAGGAACGCCGGGAGGUACAUAUUGGACGAGUCCUGGGCACCGUAGCUCCCAGCAUGCUUCUUUGUAGUCUCUCUGAGGCCAUCUGUUUCUUCUUAGGUGCACUGACCUCUAUGCCAGCUGUGCGAACCUUUGCUCUGACAGCUGGCUUGGCCAUAAUCUUUGACUUCCUGCUGCAGAUGUCGGCCUUUGUUGCUUUGCUCUCCCUGGACAACAAGAGGCAAGAGGCCUCACGCUUGGAUUUGUGCUGCUGUGCUAACCCCAGGAAAUUGCCUCCCCCUCCAGAGGGUGAAAGUUUACUACUUCGCUUCUUUCGAAAGUUUUAUGCUCCCUUCUUGCUUCAUGGAUUCACCCGGAUUGUUGUGCUUGGGCUAUUCAUGGCCCUGUUUGGUUGGAGCUUGUAUCUCAUGUGCCAGAUCAAUGUGGGGCUGGACCAGGAGUUGGCACUACCUGAGGAUUCAUAUCUUUUGGAUUACUUCCUCUUCCUGAACCGUUACUUUGAAGUUGGAGUGCCCACUUACUUUGUGACCACUUCUGGCUUUAACUUUUCAAGUUUGGAUGGCAUGAAUUCUAUCUGUUCCAGUUCUGGCUGUGAUGCAUAUUCCUUUACCCAGAAGAUUCAGUAUGCCACAGAAUUUCCUAAAGAGUCUUAUCUGGCUAUCCCAGCUUCUUCCUGGGUAGAUGACUUCAUUGACUGGUUGACACCCACUUCUGAUUGCUGUCGUCUUUACAGAAAUAACACCUUUUGUCCUUCUACGGAAAACUCUCCUUUGGCCUGUUUUCAGAAGUGCGUUCCCUAUACCCUGAGUUCUGUGCGGCCCACAGUGGAGCAGUUCCAUAAGUACCUGCCUUGGUUUUUGGAGGACAAGCCCAAUAUCAAAUGUCCCAAAGGGGGCCUGGGAGCUUAUGAUGUUUCUGUGAACAUAAGUGCAGAUGGGGAGAUAUUAGCCACCCGGUUUAUGGCUUACCAUACACCACUCAAGAAUUCUCAAGAGUACACAGCAGCCCUGAGGGCUGCCCGGGAACUGGCAGCUAACAUCACAGCUGACUUGCGGCGAGUUCCAGGGACUGAUCCUAAGUUUGAAGUCUUCCCCUACACGGUCACAUAUGUAUUCUAUGAACAGUACCUGACCAUCGUCCCAGAAGGGUUAUUCAUUCUGGGUCUCUGCCUUAUACCCACAUUUGCUGUCUCCUGCCUCCUGCUUGGGAUGGACCUCCGAUCUGGCUUCCUCAAUCUCUUCUCCAUCAUCAUGAUCCUUGUGGAUACUGUAGGCUUCAUGACCCUGUGGGGCAUCAGCUACAAUGCUGUGUCCCUCAUCAAUCUCGUCACGGCUGUGGGUAUUUCAGUGGAGUUUGUGUCCCAUAUCACUCGAUCCUUUGCCAUCAGUACCAAGCCCACUCGGCUGGAGAGAGCCAAAGAGACCACCAUCAUUAUGGGCAGUGCGGUAUUUGCUGGAGUGGCUAUGACCAAUCUCCCUGGCAUCAUCAUUCUGGCCGCUGCUAAGGCCCAACUCAUCCAGAUCUUCUUCUUUCGCCUCAACCUUCUCAUCACUGUCUUUGGCAUGCUGCAUGGUCUCAUCUUUCUGCCUGUGAUUCUCAGCUAUUUUGGGCCAGAUGUCAAACAAGUCCUGGUCUUGGCACAACAGUCAAUAGAACAGAACACCAUGUCAGCCAAGGCAGAGGUUGCCAAGACUGCUUCUUGCUCAACGUAUCCUUCUCCAUUGUAUCCUGACUUGAAUUCCUAUACCAAUUUGAAUUUUGAGGCUGAUGUGACUCAGUUUCCCAAGGGCACCAAAGGACUUGAGCCAACAACACCUCUUUGAUGGUGCCAAGAGCUGUUUUGUCUAUGUCUCCUCAUUGUAUCAUCACAUCACAGAAUUUCAGUGGGAAGGACAUGAGGGUCCAGCAAGUCUCACCAGUACCUCCUCAAGUGACCACCUAGUCUGUGCUUGAAGAGCACCAAUGAGAGGGUACUGCUACCUCAGAAAGCAUAUGUUGGCAUGUUUGCAUCACGUUAAUUCUUGGGAAGUUUUUACUUACUUCUUGAUAAUACCUACCCUGCUGCAUCUUUCAUUCACUGCUCCUAGUUUUUCCAUUUUGUACUAACCAGAAAACAAGUUUAAUUUGCUUCCACAUGAUGGCCUUUCAAAUCCUGGAGGCAGCUUCCAUAUCUCCUGAAGUAUCCUCAGUCUCCCCAAAGGAUCCUCAUAUGACAAGACUGCCUGUCCCUUUUUAUCGUUGGUCAUCUUCCCCAAGAUGCACCUCAGCUUAUCAAUUUCCUUUCUGUAAGGGCGUGCUCAGAAUUGAACACAGAAG
Gracilinanus agilis (Agile Gracile Mouse Opossum) is the source of this 4525-nucleotide messenger RNA. It is a transcript of the gene NPC1L1, whose product is annotated as NPC1 like intracellular cholesterol transporter 1. Gene Ontology annotation, cellular component: membrane. The record is from RefSeq and is a predicted model, not a curated record. Gene Ontology annotation, molecular function: lipid carrier activity. The coding region runs from base 1 to 4032 and encodes 1343 amino acids. The transcript has 19 exons. NCBI's taxonomy places the organism in Eukaryota, Metazoa, Chordata, Mammalia, Didelphimorphia, Didelphidae.